GGAAGUUUUCUCUCAAGAUCAGGAUGCAAUGCCGUUACAACCACAGAAUCAACUCUUUUCUUUUCACCCCAUUUUCUUGUUGCUUCAUCGUCAUGAACUUUGUCAAGCCUUUUGAAGAAAUCAUUCAACUGAAAAGGAAGGUAUCACAAAUGUUAGUAAUUUUUAAAAAUUGUCAUAUUAAUUGGACUUACAUUCUUGGAUCUCCAAGUUGGCACCUGACGAUCCAGCAAUGUUUUAUCGCCGGGAACGUCCUCUUCGUCCGACUGGCAACCGUUUACCAGAACCUUCAAACAUUCAGCGGCCGUUGCGAAAGCAGGUGUUUCCUCGGGAUGGCUUUUGUAGAUGGCCAAUCUACGAGCGAGUUUCUAACAAGAAAAAGGUACUCUUUAGCAUUUUUUUUUAUAUUAUUUAUUUUAAAAGUCUCACUUACUCUGCUUCUUCUCUCCUUGACCCUUUUCUCUGUCCUUCUUGAACUGAGUCACUUCGGGGGGGCUGGCAUCAUUCUUGGCCUUGACCUUCUUGUUGUUCAAGAAGGACAGAAUGACACCUUCCACGAUUUCCUUACCUCUUAUCGUAAACCCAGUCUUAUUUGA
Molecule: messenger RNA, 593 nt
Organism: Mucor mucedo
Lineage: Eukaryota; Fungi; Mucoromycota; Mucoromycetes; Mucorales; Mucoraceae
Exons: 1
Coding region: 24-593 (189 amino acids)
Source: RefSeq, a predicted model, not a curated record